UGCGCUGUCGUUGAUUGUGGAGUGUGAACAGAAGUGGUUUCCAUAUAAGUUAAAAAAAAUAAACAACAUGUCAAAAAGUAAUAUACUAAACAAUCGGACCAAAGAAAAUCAUUGUUUUUCGUCACUAUCGAAAGAGUUUGUAGCUAACUAUCACAAAAUAUUCAAUGAGGUUGUCGACGAAGCUUUAGCAAGAAUUCCUUAUUUACAUUCUAUUGAAAUUAAGAAUCGGAUUAAAAAGAUGGCUGGCUACUAUGCGCUUGUAGAGAAACCAAUUUUAGCUGAACUUUUUCUCAUUGCGUAUGAAAUGCUCGAAGAGCCAAAUAAUUAUAACGAAGUAAAGAAACGUCAAGCAUAUACAUUGGCCUGCGUAAUGGAAAUGUGUAGUUGUUACUUCUUAAUUAUUGACGAUAUGGAGGACGAUAGCAAGAUACGUAGAGGCAAGCAGUGCUGGCAUCUGCUGCCAGAUGCUGGAUCAUCAGUCUGCAACGACACCUGUAUGCUGAGAAGUUUUAUAUAUGAGUUAUUACUACUGAAUUUCCCACAAACUGAAGGCUCUAAAAUUAUCGCAUACGUUAAUCAGAUUUAUUUCUUGUCAGCGGUUGGACAGCAUCUCGACAUGUUAACGUCGGAAAAACAAAACUAUAAAAAUUUUACAAUGGACCAGUUCAAAAAGAUAGCCGAAUUAAAAACGUCGUUUCCCGCUAUCCACUCUCCUAUAAUUUUAGCUCUCAUUUUGGCUAACAAAGACAGCAAAGAAGCAAAACAGCAAGUGCAUGAUGUGUGUAAUGACAUUGGAAUUUUUGUUCAGAUAAAGAAUGACCUUAUGGAUUUGUACAGCUCAAAUGAAUCUGAUUUAAAAUCUUCAACGGAUAUACAGAAAGGAAAAUGCUCCUGGUUGGCUGUAAAGGCAUUAGAAAUGUGUAACAUAGAGCAAAGAAGAAUCUUCCAAGACAAUUACGGUAACUGGGAUGAAAGUUGUGUUCGAAAAAUUCAAGAACUAUAUGAUACUUUGAAAUUACAAGAAAUAUAUGAAAAUGAAAAACAAACACAACACGAAAAUUUAAUAAGAAAAAUAAACGAACUGCCUCCGAAUGCAAUACCUAGUGCAGAUAAUUAUAAAAAACUUAUUUCUUUAAUGGAAAAAUUUCAAUUGGCAUAAACUAAUAUUUUAAAAUAACAGUAUUGGGUUGUUUUUGGUUAUAAAACAAAGGAAUAAGUAUUAUGGUAACGUGUGCCGGAUACAACUAAACCAGGUGCAGGACGUAAAGGGUUGCACGGAAUGCACAACUUGGUUGUACGAUGAUAAAAAAAUAAAGACAAGUUGAAGAAAAAAUAUAGCAGCACGAGUUGUCCACGUAAAAAAGGGAUAUGGCAAUUUUUUUUUCCAAAUACAUAUCUGAUAGU
Messenger RNA from Papilio xuthus (Asian swallowtail), 1404 nucleotides. Its product is annotated as farnesyl diphosphate synthase 2-like. Gene Ontology annotation, molecular function: (2E,6E)-farnesyl diphosphate synthase activity; dimethylallyltranstransferase activity. Gene Ontology annotation, biological process: trans, trans-farnesyl diphosphate biosynthetic process. NCBI's taxonomy places the organism in Eukaryota, Metazoa, Arthropoda, Insecta, Lepidoptera, Papilionidae. The record is from RefSeq and is a predicted model, not a curated record. Bases 68 to 1159 code for a protein of 363 amino acids. Gene Ontology annotation, cellular component: cytoplasm. The transcript has 6 exons.